AUGGAUCUUUUUAGGGAGGAUCACUUGGAGGUAGAACUGAACGAAGAUGUGAAUUAUGCAUGUGCACUGAACAAUGAAUUAUAUUUUGGUACUACAGAUGGACGAGUAUUAAAAUAUCAUAUUGGUAAAGAAGGGAAAGAAGUAGGUGGCAUUGGCAUUGGUAGUGAAAGAGGGCGUGUCAGUAGUAAUGAGGUGAAUUUGGAAAUAAGAAAGGUGGAGGAGUACACAGUGAAGAAGAAUCAAAAAGUGGAAAAAAUAAUUUUGUUAGAGAAUGAAUCCUUAAUGAUAGUUCAAGUAAAUGAUGGAGUAUAUUGUUGUAAGAAUUAUUUACUGGAGAAUUUAAGUUUAAUAUGUAAAGAUGCUAAUAUAUGCACGAUGAAUGAGAAAAAUAAAUCUGAUUUAUUAGUGUACAGUAUGAAAAAAAAAAAAAUUUUAUUUUAUUAUUUAGAAAAUGGAAAAUAUAAAAUGGGAAAAGAAAUUGCAUUUGCAGAAUAUAUAACAUCAUUUUUAUGGAUAAAUGAUUCACUUUUUCUUACAAUUCAGAAGAACUACUAUCUAUAUCGAUUAAAUAAAAAUGAAAAAAUUCUUCUUUAUAGUCAUGAAUAUGAACAGACAUACAAACAUGUAACGCUGAUUAAUUUAAAUGAAAUUUUUAUUGUAUGUGAUUUGAAUAUUGGAGUUUUUUAUGAUGUUGAAACUUCUAUGCCAUCCAGAAAAAAUACCAUUACUCUUGUAGAUAAGGUUGUACACCUCCUUUCAUUUAGAUUCUUUUUGUGUUCUAUGAAUGCAAAGGCAGUUGUAAACAUUUACAAUGUUAAUAAUCAACAGCAUGUGCAAUCAAUAUCCAUGAAUGAUUACGUAGAUCUAAUAGUUAACUACAGUGAUGUCAGCAGUUCUUUUCUUUUGCCCAUUUUUCUUCUGGAUAAGGAAAGUGCAGAUAACGAGGGACAUUCUGCUGAUGAUUGUGCAAAGGGAGGAGAUUACACAAGUGGAGAUUGUCCUAAUGGAGGUUUCACACAGGAUACUUCGACAAAUGGAUACACUUCCCAGGGCAUAUUCUCUGAAACCAAUUUUUCUAAUCCAGUUCCACAUGGACGUGACGUGAAUGAGACAACAGAAAUUCUACAGCAUCCAGAGAUGAAAGUGUGGCAAUCCGAAUGGAUGGCAAAAAUGGAGGGUGCAAAAUAUAUGAACAAGUCAGGUGAAAAUCAUUUAUUAAAAAAUUACAUCUGUUUCUUCAACAAGAAAUGUGUAAAGCUUAUUAGAUGCCAGGAGCUAUUUGAAUAUCUACCGAAAUGCAUUCAACAAAACAAAAUAGAAAAAGGGUUCCUGCUGAUUGAAAAUUAUAUUUUUGAAAAUGAAGCAGAGAGAGACACCACACUUAAUGAUUAUAACAAAGCAUGUGCGUACCAUCUGUUUACGAAUGCCCAAUUUGCCUUAUCGUUCAUGCAUUUCGAAAGGGUUCCCGUAAACCUGCGAUUUCUUUUGACCUUUUGGGAAGAGUACCUUUUGCAUGAAGAGGAGGAGGAGGAGAAGAACAACAACAAGAAGAAGCAGGAUCGGAAGCAGAAUCUGAACCAGAAUCUGAACCAGAAUCAGGAUCAGAAGCAAAAUCAGAAGGAGGAGGAAAAAAACGAAGAAGAGUUAUACGUAAAGUCGCAUAGGAGUUCUCAGAAAAAAGAAUUCCCCCAAGAAGAGAACACAAAUGAAUCACAGGAAAUGAUAAGUAAAGCGUUUAGAUCAUUCUUGCCACCCAGAUGCAGUGUGAAAGAUCUGAUUGAGAUGAAGUACAGCUCAGAGUGGAGUGAUAAACGAACUUUACAGAAUAAGGAGAUAGGAAAGUAUGCAGCUGACAGUAUGUACUGUAUGAAAGAGAAGGAAAAAGAGAAAAAAAAACUUCAAUACAUUGCAAAUAAUUGUUUAAUUAAAUAUUUGCUUAUGAAAAGAAAUGAAUUUAUUCAUGAAGAAAACGGAAUGGUCAUGGGCUUAUAUGAAGAAUAUAAUCAAAUAACAGAAAUAGGGAAUGUAUUAUCAGAAGGUAGCGACACGAAUACGUACGAAAAUGGUGUAAAUAGAAUAAGAACGAUGAAAAAUAUCCUUGACAUUAUAGACAAUUUGUUAAUAAAAAUAAUGGUCAUAAAUCAGUGGCCAAAUUUUUUCCACUUUAUUUCUGAAACUAGGAAUUUACAUAUCAAUGUGGAUGAAUGUAUCAAAUUUUUAAAAAAACAUUUAAAAUUUGUAGAGACUAUGUUGAUAUAUAUACGAAUGAAGCGUUUUGAAAGGGCCAUCGAGAUGUGUUCUAUGUUUUUGCAUUUUUACAAUGCAAAGCUGAAUGAUCAGGUAGAAGAGACAAAUUCUCAGGAAAAUUUUUCCGAAAAGGACAGUGUAAAAAAAAUAACCAUUGAUGAAGAAAAUACAGAAAAGUGUACUCAUUUUUUAGAGUCAGAGAAAUUGAGGGUUGAAAAUAAAUGUUGGAUGGAAUUUUUCAAAAAACAGAAAUUUUCCAAAAAUGCUGAAAAAGGAACCCCUUUUCAUUCAUUGUUAAAAGAAAUAUACAACAUUUUAAUCGUCCUAAAUGGUAAUGUACAUAUGAUUAACAUAGAAAAAAGUGAAAUAAAAAAACUUUUUGAAAAUUCUUUUCCUUUCCUUAUUCAAUUUAAUGAAAAUGCAUUUUUCGAUUUUAUUAUAAAUAAAAAUUUUCUAUUAAAACCAGAGGAAAUUUUAGACAUUUUUAAAAAUAUGCAAAAGCAGAAAUUUCAUAUAAAUAUAAAAAAUUACAUGCAGAAAUAUGUCCUCAUUUAUUUGAAAUAUGACAAAUUUAAUAAAAAUGUUAAUACAACUUUAGUUCAGUUUUACCUGAACGACGUGGAAAAGCCUGAACAAGUCAGGCAAAAAAAAAUUUUACAAUUUUUGCGUGCUAGUUAUCCCCUAGAUAUUCCAUACCUGAUUCGGAUUAUUCCUCAUUCGCAAUUUACUCUUGUAAAAGCGUUGUUUUAUGGACGUAUGGACAAGCAUUAUGAAAGCUUAUCCAUUCUAGCACAACAAAACAUCAUCAUGUGUGAGAAGUAUUGUCUUUACCAUAACUUUCUACUGAAGGAAUCUGUAAAAAAAAUGAGUAAAGAAAAAUAUGAAGAACUGUUUCGAAGCUUAUACAAGAACGACAAGGAUACCUAUGAGGAACUAUUUAAACAGAUGCGUAAGUAUGUAGAUCUAGAUGAACCUAAUGUCCAUUUCACAUCUGACGUGCUUCUAAAAGGAGAAAAGGGAGAAGUCGAAGAUGGAAAUAAGGAACGGCUCCGCCAAAUCAGAGAAGUUGGCCAAGCUAGCCAAAUGAGGAAAAAGGAAAGAAUGAGCAUGGAGAAAAAAAAGAAAAAACUUAACGAUGCAUUUAUUGAUGGAAUAUUGAAAGAAUAUCAUAAAUAUGCAUAUGCAACUAUGCACAAAAGUAUAUUAACAAAAAUGGGAGAUGAAAAAAAAUCACCAAUAAAUAGUGAAUCGAAUAACCAGAAUGAAGAACGAAUUCGAAAAGAGAAAGAAUUUGAUUUUAUGUUAGAUCUAAUUGAACAUGAAAAGGAAGAUUCAAGUUCUGAUAAUUUAACUGACAUGUAUUACAACGGUUCUGAGAAUUCCUGUAAUGAUGCCAGCACAUCUGAUAAUUCCAUCAGUUCUUUUGGAAAAAUGACUACAGAUUCUGAUAUUGUAUUUACAUCUAGCAGUGAUAAUGAGGACGAUGUAACGAAUGUGAAAAUAAAAUCUAAGAUGUUGAGAAAGCAGGAUCGGAUUCAAAAGAAGAAGAAUAAAAAUAAGACAAUGAUGAUGACUCACAAAAAGGAAGGCCCUUCCUCCAAAAAAAAUUGUCUUAACAAGAAAAAACAAUUUAAGAAUGAUGAUAUUAAAAAGGAAGAAAUAGAACAAGCUCUAAGCAACAAACACAGAAAUAUAAAUGUGGACAUUUUGAACUACUUUGAUGUUUAUAGAAGUUUCAAAAGUAGAUCUUGCGGAUUUUUUUUCCUACUUAUUAUCGUACUUAUGGAUAAGCAUAAUGAAUCAGAGAAUGAUCAGGAGACGAAGGAAAUGUACCAACAAUGCAUGAUGUAUAUACUAAACAAAUAUGCAAAUCAUACAGACUUUGAAAAUAUUCACAUACUUAACAUCAUUCCAAAGGAGUGGAAACUUACAGACAUACUCAUCCAUUUUGUCAGUUUCAAUUUGAAGAAGAAGAUUAAUCUGUACAUGAAUUUACAGAUUUAUCACAACUUGUUAAAGUCUAAUUUUUUGAAUCGGUCAUAUGAGCUUAUUAAGGGGAAGGAGAACCGAAUCCUCAUCAGGGAUAAGAUUGUGUAUAUUUCUCGAUCCCUACACUUGUCUCUGUUCUAUGAACCACAAUAUGAUGUCGAUUACCCUUAUCCCCAUACAUUUAUGUAUAUCCUUUUUUACCCAAUUUUUUCUUUCGCACCUCUUUCCAGAAUUUGUAAAGUUUGUAAUGGAUCAAUUGUUGAGAAACGGUUUGCUUAUUUUUCAGAAAAAGUUGUAACACAUAUGCAAUGCUUAGAGCAGUAUGAUGAGGAGAUACAUAAAUGA
Messenger RNA from Plasmodium gonderi, 4581 nucleotides. RefSeq names its product vacuolar protein sorting-associated protein 3. The transcript has 3 exons. Gene Ontology annotation, biological process: endosomal vesicle fusion; vesicle-mediated transport; autophagy. Gene Ontology annotation, cellular component: membrane; cytoplasm. Gene Ontology annotation, molecular function: protein binding. NCBI's taxonomy places the organism in Eukaryota, Apicomplexa, Aconoidasida, Haemosporida, Plasmodiidae. Bases 1 to 4581 code for a protein of 1526 amino acids. The record is from RefSeq and is a predicted model, not a curated record.